Messenger RNA from Sorex araneus (European shrew), 1070 nucleotides. RefSeq names its product basic leucine zipper ATF-like transcription factor 3 (gene BATF3). Gene Ontology annotation, molecular function: DNA-binding transcription factor activity, RNA polymerase II-specific; RNA polymerase II cis-regulatory region sequence-specific DNA binding. Lineage: Eukaryota; Metazoa; Chordata; Mammalia; Eulipotyphla; Soricidae. The transcript is spliced from 3 exons. Gene Ontology annotation, biological process: regulation of transcription by RNA polymerase II. The record is from RefSeq and is a predicted model, not a curated record. The coding region runs from base 52 to 411 and encodes 119 amino acids. Gene Ontology annotation, cellular component: nucleus.
GGGCCCCGCGGGCGGGCGGGCCGGGCCGCUGCCGCACCGCCGCCGCCCGGCAUGUCGCAGGGCCCGGGGGCCGGCGGCGUCCUGCACGCGCACGCGGGCGCCCCGGGACACCAGCCGUCGCCGCAGAGCCCCGAGGACAAUGACAGGAAGGUCCGCAGGAGGGAGAAGAACCGGGUGGCCGCCCAGAGAAGCCGCAAGAAACAGACCCAGAAGGCAGACAAGCUGCACGAGGAGCACGAGAACCUGGAGCAGGAGAACUCAGCGCUGCGCCGGGAGAUCGGGGUCCUGACAGAGGAGCGGCAGAGGCUGAAUGAGGCGCUGCAGGAGCACGAGAGGCGCUGCCCGCUGCUGCUGCCCCUCAGCUUCGUGCCCACGCUGCGGCCUGGCCCUGCCAGCUGCCUGCCCCGCUGAGCUCAGCGUCCAUGGACCAGCACGCGGGCUCAGCCUCCCCGGGACUUAACUUAAUCUGCUGCACUGACACUGCUUCCUGGGCCAGUAUCAGAAGAAGGCGGCCCAAAUUCUGGAGGCCAUGCACGCACCACACAGGUCACCUGCUGUCCACAGACCCACAUGGGUCACCUUGAUGUCCAUGAAUCCACGUGAGUCACCCAGUGUCCACAGACCCACACAGGUCACCGCUGUCCAUGGAUGCACAGUCACCCACUGUCCACGGUUGCACACGGUCAUCUGCCACUACGGAUGCACAUGGUCACCGGCUGUCCCUGGGCACUCUAGAGACCCAUGAGGUCUGGCUUCCCACUGGCCACCCCCCACAAGAUCCCUCCCUGCCGGGGGGCUGUGAACCAAGCCAAUGGGACCCCUAAGUGUCGGGCCAUCCUGUGGGGCUUCGGCUUCAGCCCAAGCCUCCCCCAGGCCCCCCGUUCUGGAAACUAGGGUGGGCUUCAGGUCAGUGCCGGUGCUGCCUGUGAUCCGGGUCCCCCGAGGGGUGGCUGCGCCUGAGUGAAAUAAACGGGUGCGUGAGGAGAGAAGGGGUCUCCCUGUCCUGGCCCUGCCGUCUGCCUUGCCCAGAGAGCAGGGGGCGUGAGGUUUGGGGUGUCCAGGGGAGAGCA